AUGGGUACACCUCAACGUGAUAUAACAAUUGAUUAUUCUAAAGUACCAAAAGAUUUAUUUAUUGAAAAACAUUGUUCAUUUUUAACUGGUUAUGGUCGUUCACAUAAUACAUAUGAAUAUGGUAUAACUGAUUAUCUUCGUAUGAGUGGUGUUUAUUGGUUAUGUACAUGUCUUGAUUUACUUCAUUCAUUAAAAUUAAUUGAUCAAGAAUAUAUUAUUGAUUAUAUACAAAAAUGUUAUGAUAAAAAUUCUGGUGGUUAUUCACCAUGUCAAAAUCAUGAUCCACAUUUAUUAUAUACAUUAUCAGCUGUACAAUUACUUGUACAAUUAAAUCGAAUAGAUCUAAUUGAUAAACAAAGUUUAUGUUCAUAUAUAAAAAAUUUACAACAAAAUGAUGGAAGUUUUAUGGGUGAUCAAUGGGGAGAAAUUGAUACACGUUUUUCAUUUUGUGCAAUUGCUUGUUUAAAAUUAAUUGAUUCAUUAGAUGUUAUUGAUAUUGAUCUUGCAACAAAUUAUAUUAUGAAUUGUUUAAAUUUUGAUGGUGGUUUUGGUUGUAUACCUGGUGCUGAAUCACAUGCUGGACAAAUAUAUUGUUGUUUAGGAUUUUUAUCACUUGUACAACGUCUUGAUAAUCUUGAUUUAUCAACACAAAAUAUGUUAGCAUGGUGGUUAUGUGAACGACAAUUAGAUAAAUCAGGUGGAUUAAAUGGUCGACCUGAAAAAUUACCUGAUGUAUGUUAUUCUUGGUGGGUAUUAGCAUCAUUAAAAAUUCUUGGAAAAAUUCAAUGGAUUAAUAGUGAAAAAUUAAGUAAAUUUAUUUUAGCUGCACAAGAUGAUGAAACAGGUGGAUGUGCUGAUCGACCAGGAAAUAUACCUGAUCCAUUUCAUACAUUAUUUGGUAUAGCUGGAUUAUCAUUAUUAAAUACAUAUGAUGAAAAUAUAAUUAAAAAAGUAAAUCCUGUUUUAUGUAUGCCAGAAUAUGUUGUUGAAAGGAUGGGAAUAAAAAUGCAAUUAUUAUAA
Molecule: messenger RNA, 1020 nt
Organism: Rotaria sp. Silwood2
Lineage: Eukaryota; Metazoa; Rotifera; Eurotatoria; Philodinida; Philodinidae
Source: the annotation of a GenBank genome assembly